This is a messenger RNA of Tachyglossus aculeatus (Australian echidna), 1389 nucleotides long. RefSeq names its product BRCA1/BRCA2-containing complex subunit 3 (gene BRCC3). The coding region runs from base 11 to 841 and encodes 276 amino acids. Gene Ontology annotation, biological process: double-strand break repair. Gene Ontology annotation, cellular component: BRISC complex; BRCA1-A complex. Gene Ontology annotation, molecular function: cysteine-type deubiquitinase activity; polyubiquitin modification-dependent protein binding; metallopeptidase activity. NCBI's taxonomy places the organism in Eukaryota, Metazoa, Chordata, Mammalia, Monotremata, Tachyglossidae. The record is from RefSeq and is a predicted model, not a curated record. The transcript is spliced from 7 exons.
GGGAGGCAAGAUGGCGGUGCAGGCCGUCCACCUGGAGUCCGACGCCUUCCUGGUGUGCCUCAAUCACGCCCUCAGCACGGAGAAGGAGGAGGUGAUGGGGCUGUGCAUCGGGGAGGUUGAUACCAGCAGAAUAGUCCAUAUUCACUCCGUGAUCAUCUUACGGCGUUCCGACAAGAGGAAGGAUCGAGUGGAGAUUUCUCCGGAGCAGCUUUCUGCGGCUUCUACAGAGGCGGAGAGAUUGGCUGAGAUAACUGGACGCCCCAUGAGAGUCGUGGGCUGGUACCACUCCCACCCCCACAUAACGGUCUGGCCGUCCCACGUUGACUGGCCGGAUACUUUAUACCUGCUUUCAGUCCAUUCAAGCCCAGAAGAGUUCGGAGUACGAGCGAAUCGAAAUCCCCAUCCACGUGGUCCCUCACGAUACCAUUGGGAAAGUGUGUCUCGAGUCAGCCGUAGAACUGCCCAAGAUCUUGUGCCAGGAGGAGCAAGAUGCCUACAGAAGGAUCCACAGCCUCACUCAUCUGGACUCAGUAACCAAGAUCCACAAUGGCUCAGUUUUCACCAAGAAUCUGUGCAGCCAGAUGUCGGCCAUCAGCGGGCCCCUCCUGCAGUGGCUGGAAGAUCGGCUGGAGCAGAACAAGCAGCGGGUGCAGGAGUUACAGCGGGAGAAGGAAGAGCUCCUGCAGGAACUGGCCGCCCUGGAAUAGAGCCUCAGCCGGACGGAAAACCCGACACGUCCGCUCUGCGGACAGAGACACCGCGCGUAACCCCCGACAUUGGACCGGGCUUAACCCUGGGCCGGGCGCUGGGCCCGCUCUCCUUCCCUCGGAGGAAUGCUUAGUCCGUCACGCUCCAUCCAGACGGGGUCUUGACCGGAUUUCCAGCUCAACUGGCUAAAGCCGCCCUUCCCCUGCUAGCCAACGGCACGGAGACUUGCCACUUGCGUGUCACCAGCUUAGGCGAUGAGCAAAUCCAAGGCCGAGCUGCAGGGAGCUCGGGAGGAGAUGCCUGGCCCGUGACUUUCGAGUUGGUCUUCACCUUGAAAUCCCUCUUCCCAUUUUAAAAGAUUGCCGGCUCCCUGAGAUGAGCCAAGGGAGGAGGAGGAGGAGGAGGCCGGGGGUUUCCUCUGCCCGGUGGUAAUGGCGACUUGGGCGUGGAACAAGUGGACGAGCAGCGCGGCCGUGAUGAAUUGAAAGAGCCGCGUCUCACCGCCACACAGAUAGGAAAAGUGGAACCUUUCAAGCGGGUCAGGGUUUGCUUCGAGGUGUUCGGGCCUGGCGGAAUAAACCGCGCGCCGGCGCCUUCUGCUUUUAGGGAAAAUAAAUGAUUAUUAUUAUGGUAUUAUGUCAGUCAGUCAUAUUUAUAGAGCACAUUCAUCCAGCCAGUCAU